AUUUAUGUUUUUAAAGCUUCAAGAAAAAAGGCGUAAGGGGCUUUGUAUACUCUCGGGAUUUAUGUUUUUAAAGCUUCAAGAAAAAAGGCGUAAGGGGCUUUGGCAGCUCCUUCGCUACGCUUCCUUCCAUAAAUCCAACUUUCACAUUCUUUGCUUCACAAUUCAUCUUCCAAUACGAAGGGAGAAUUGAGUUAUCUGCAGUUGCUACCUUUUUCUUCAUGGCUAUUAUCAGUCGAUAGAAUCGAUUUUGCCAGAGGUUUUGGGGGAGGAUUUAGCGAUAUAUUAUUAGCUGAAAUGCCGUCUACAAGCAGUUCCAGUAUGUCGUUUGGGGGAUUCCGAUCAAUUUUAGGAUUUGGAAACGAUCAUAAUCAAGUUCAUAUGGAGGAGGUGAAGAACGACUCUAAAUCUCCACUAGAUCGUGAACUUGAAAGGUUCCAAGAACAAGUAUUCACUCAAUUCCAUGCACUUUCAUCUUCUUCUCCCGAUGAAUUUCUCUCCAUUUUUUGGAUAUCCAAGCUACUAGACGCAUUCAUUGUUUGUCAAGAAGAUUUCAAGGUCAUUCUCUUGAACAAUUCUGAAAAUUUCUCAAAACCACCAUUAGAUAAACUCCUUACAGAGUUCUUCGACAGAAGCAUCAAAGCUCUUGACAUAUGUAACGCUGUUCGUGAUGGAAUUGAGAAAGUACGCCUUUGGGGUAAACACUUAGCCAUUGUUUCAAGUGCUUUUGAUUCAAAACAGAGAAACAUGAUAGGUGAAGGCCAGUUUAGGCGUGCAAGAAAAUCAUUAACUGAUUUAGCCAUUGUUAUGCUUGAUGAUCAUAAAGAAUCUGGAUCUGUGUUUUCACAUAGAAACAGAUCUUUUGGGCGUCCAAACAAAGGUAAAGAUCUGAAUCAACGUAAGCAUGGACACUCAAGGUCUCUCUCAUGGAGUGUUCCUAAUUCAUGGUCUGCAACUAAACAGCUUCAAUCAAUGUCCAACAGCUUGACUCCAUUUCCACCUCGAGGAAAUGAAAAUGGUGGAAAUUCCAGUCUUCAAAACUGUGUUUUCACAAUGGGAUUUGUUCUCAUGUUUGUGUUAUGGACUGUAGUUGCUGCAAUCCCAUGUCAAGAUCGUGGUCUUUUCAAUUUCUCAAUUCCAAGACAAUUCUCAUGGGGAACUCCAUUGUUCUUUCUUCAAGCUCGGAUUUUAGAUGAAUCAAAGAAACGUGAACGUAAGAACAGCCCUGGGCUUUUAACAGAGAUUCAACAAAUGGAAAAAUCAAUCAACUUGAUCUCAGAUUUAAUUGAUUCUGUUCAUCAGUUUCCAUUGACAGAAGAACAACAGAAAGAAGUGAAAGAUGGAGUUGAAGAGUUAUCUUUGGUUUGUAGCUUGUGUAAGAAGGGAUUAGAUACAUUGGAUUGUAAAUUGAGGGAAGUUUUCAGGAAGAUUAUGUAUUGUAGGACUGAAGGGCUUGGAACAUUGACCUCUACAUAAUCUUGAAGAUCAAAAUGUUGAAAAGAACAAAAAAAAUGAAGGUGAUAUUUGUAAUUUA
This is a messenger RNA of Lactuca sativa (garden lettuce), 1531 nucleotides long. The record is from RefSeq and is a predicted model, not a curated record. Lineage: Eukaryota; Viridiplantae; Streptophyta; Magnoliopsida; Asterales; Asteraceae.